UUUCAUUAUACCAUUGACGAAUAAAAAUAAUUACAAUAGGUCCCUGGCAUGCUACCAGUCGUUAUAGUUGUCGUCCUUUGCAAUGUAACCUAGCCAAUGAAAAAAUAAAAUGGUACCACAUGAAAUAGACAAGGUGACAAAUGGGCUCAUGAACGAAUCUUGGAUAUUUCUUCAUUUAUAUUUUGUACUAAUCAUUUGGCGUAAUUCAUCUUUGAUGAAACAAAAUUGAGCAAUUAUUUGGCCAUUUUCAAUUCUCGUCCUCAAAUUUCAGGAGCUACUACAGAUGCACCCACCAAAAGCUUUACCAAUGCCCGGCCAAGAAGCAAGUCCAGCGGCUCAACGACGAUUUCUACACAUUCGAGGUGACAUAUCGAGGCAAUCACAUUUGCAACAUCCCCUCCACCGCAACAUCUGCCACCAUACCACCACCCAUUGAACACGGGACGGUUUCACAAACUACCGCCAUGCAGCCACCCGUAAGCCAUUGGUUGUCAAUUGAAGUCAAGCCAUCGCCACAAGUGGAAGCUACACCCUCCAUUUUAGAUACCCUAGCGUUUCGAUACCCAGGUACAACGGGUGGUGCCGGGCCUAGUAGUAGCAGCAAUAUCGCAGCCAGUGGCGGUGGCAGUGCAGGACCGUCCGGCCCUCGAUUUCCGGACUACCAGCCGGUGACAGAUUUUGCCGAUGUUAUGUUUAAUUCUGGUAGUAGCAGCAACAAUAGCAUGGAGCUCAUCUUCUCAUCCAUUGAUGAGAAUUGGGACAAUGCUAGAGAAAAGAAACACUAAUUGAGCUGAAAGUAGCCUUUGUGCAAUGAACCAACAAAUUGGGAUUAGAGCUGCAGCGGCCAAUUGCUGCUACAAAACUCCUAGCUGCUUCACAGAUUUUUCAUGGUUGAGGUCAAACUUUUUAACAAAAUACUAAGUCUUACAUUUGUUAUGUACUAUUUUAUUUUACUGCAUAUGUUGUACUCUUAUUAUGAUAUUUAUUAUUUUUUAUUUGUUUGAUUCCUAGCUAGACCGUUGAUUUGAUAUUAAUAAUUUAUUUGUACAGGAGCGAGAAAAAAAAAUUUGUUAUCUAUCAGAGUAGUCUGAUGAUUGAAUACAUAUGAAUAUACACUAAGGUAUGAUAAAUAAUUUAGAUGAAGUAACAAAGAUGUCUAUAUAUUGACAAAAGUGACAGUGAUAAUAUCCAGUUAAAAUAUCAGAACAUUUAAUUCAAAAAUUUAGUAGAAAGUUGUGGGUAAUGUAGGAAGAAUGGAUUAUAAUUGGCUUAAAUUCGAAAUGAAUUGUUGAUUUUAGUUUAAUGAGCUAUUUAUUCAAAUGUUGAAUUUAAAUAGUUCUUGGCUAGUUGAUUAAAUUCAAAAUUAAACCUCAUGUUGGUUUCUUUCACAGUAAAAAGUUUGAAAUGGUAGAGUUUAUUAAAGAUUAUUAUACCCAAAGUCUAUGCAAACGUGUUGGCAAAUUUUAAUUGAAACUAUUGAAUGGUGGGAUUUGAUAAAUAUAUGUAAUUUUUAGAUAACAAGUAAUGAAGACCGUUUUGACUAUUAUAAAGAUAUUCUUGUUGAAAUUAAAAAAGGGGCAGCCAUUGGACUUUUAAAGGAAGUGGGUAAAGGAAAAGAAAUUAUUUUGGAUUUAAAUAGUCGAUUUAUUUGAGUUUUGUUGAAGAAUACUGGAAGAUUAAGAGGGUAUUUGAGCCCUAUUUUCAUGAAAAAAUGAAUUUUAGAAUAACAGAUUGAUAAAUAAU
This is a messenger RNA of Olea europaea var. sylvestris, 1743 nucleotides long. RefSeq lists its product as uncharacterized. Bases 465 to 785 code for a protein of 106 amino acids. NCBI's taxonomy places the organism in Eukaryota, Viridiplantae, Streptophyta, Magnoliopsida, Lamiales, Oleaceae. The record is from RefSeq and is a predicted model, not a curated record. The transcript has a single exon.